Messenger RNA from Panicum virgatum (switchgrass), 1922 nucleotides. RefSeq names its product 3-ketoacyl-CoA synthase 5-like. Gene Ontology annotation, cellular component: membrane. Lineage: Eukaryota; Viridiplantae; Streptophyta; Magnoliopsida; Poales; Poaceae. The record is from RefSeq and is a predicted model, not a curated record. Bases 136 to 1560 code for a protein of 474 amino acids. Gene Ontology annotation, biological process: fatty acid biosynthetic process. The transcript has a single exon. Gene Ontology annotation, molecular function: acyltransferase activity, transferring groups other than amino-acyl groups.
GAAACCAUAGCUUGCUUUUCUCAGUGCCAUGCAUCUUCACUUCCACAGAUAUAGAGUUCAGCAUAUAUUGUAUAUAUUCGACACGCGGUGACCCCAUUAUAUCACUCAAAGUACUCUACAAAGGCCUCAGCCACCAUGAACAUCCACGUUUCUAUUGUCACCAUGGUUCUUUCAGCCACCGUAAUCAUCAUCGUUACCAAUACCGAGCAUGCCACCCUGCCCAUCACACUUGGCAGCCUCCAACCCAUCCAACUCUUGCUGGUGGCAUGUCUCCUUCUUGCCGGUUUGGCCGGUGUAUACAUGAAGAACCGCCCCCGUAGCAUAUACCUCAUUGACUAUGCCUGCUAUUAUGCCGGCCCAACCUGUCGUUUCCCCAUUUCCAGUUUCAUAGAGCAUUGCAAGCUCAUGCCAUCAUUCUAUGAUGAUCAUGGUAUCCAGUUCGUAGAACGCACACUGCACCGUAGCGGCAUCGGGGAAGAGACGAGCCUUCCUCUGGCAGUCCGAUACAUUCCACCCUCUAGCAGCUUAGAUGAUGCCCGUGCCGAGGCAGAGCUUGUCAUUUUCUCGGCAAUCGAUGACCUACUGGCCAAAACAGGCAUCGCUCCCAGCACCAUCGAUAUACUAGUUGUCAACUGCAGUGUCUUUUUACCAGUUCCAUCCUUGGGUGACAUGAUCCUGAACCGAUAUAAGUUUCGAGACGACAUCCACAAUGUGACCUUAUCUGGGAUGGGUUGCAGUGCUGGACUAAUCUCGGUGGGGCUUGCAAGAGACCUCCUUCGAGUUCGACCAGCAGCACAGCAUGGUGCUCACGCUCUGGUUGUGUCUACAGAGACCAUAACGCCCAACUUCUACAAGGGAAAGAACACUAGCAUGCAAGUUACCAACAUCCUCUUCCGCAUGGGCGGCACAGCUGUGCUGCUAUCUACAUCCAAGUCUAUGGCGCGGUUUCGGCUCGCACACCUGGUCCGGACCAACACAUGUGCUGAUGACAGUUCUUACAACUGCAUCCUUCACGAAGAAGAUGUUGAUGGCACGCUAGGCAUCAAUAUAUCCAGAAACAUCUUAGCUGCCGCUGCUAAUGCAUUGAAGGCCAACUUCACUGCCAUUGGGCCACUAGUUCUUCCACUUUCAGUUCAACUAUUUUACAAACUGUUUCUCAUCAUGAGAAAGUGUUCCAACGGACGGGUCAAGCAAUACCAUCCAGACUUCCGAAAAGCUGUCCAGCACUGGUGUAUCCACCCCGGGGCACGACCAGUGAUCGACAAGGUUCAGCACAACCUUGGUUUGUCAGACGAGCAGAUGGAGCCGUCCCGUAUGACACUCCAUCGGUUUGGAAACAUGUCUAGCAGCACAAUUUGGUAUGAGUUGGCUUACAUCGAGGCUAAGAGUCGAAUGCGCAAGGGUGACCGGGUGUGGAUGCUUGGCUUUGGCUCUGGCUUCAAGUCCAACAGCGCUGUUUGGGACUGCAUCCGACCAGCAGAGGAGGUGGAUAAGGCGUGGGCUGGCUGCAUCCAUAGAUACCCAGUGGCUACCCCCACAGAAGCCUUGAAUAGUGUCUGAUGAAAAAAGGGCAAGAAAAUAAAUAAUGGAAGUGUUAUUGCUACUAUGGCAAUAUUAAUAAUCGUAAGCACUGGUUCUAGCCUUCUAAUGCAAGCAUGGCUUGCAUCAUUUAUGUAACUGUGUUAGGUGACUAGUAUUCGGACUUGUACUCAGUUUGGUCUUUUAUAGUGUCUGGCUUAUAUCUAUACCUACGUAGCGUGUAUGGUUGAGUAUACAAAGAGCAGCCCCAAAUAUGUGAAAGGGAGCACCAAUAGCACAACCAAAAGCAUCAGCUAGCUGUUGUAUGUUCUUCCAGAAGAAACGUUUAUUGGAAUCAGGUAAGACUUUCUAUAAUUAAUUUUCAGGCUCGUGGAUUUAGCAAA